AUGCACAGAGGUCUUCUUAGAGCGCUUGAGGAGGCCAUUCAAAAGGAUCCGAUUAAUCAAGAUGAGAUCAGCACAUGUGCGGAACAUCUUCGAGCAGAACUGGAUUCCACAAAUGCAAAGAUAGGAGACGAGUUGACCGUCUUGUAUAACAAGAUGGUAAAUUCAGUUGAUCGAGAGGUCUCAUUCUUAGAAGCUUUGAUCGUUCUCAAAGAUUACGUCAAGAACUUGAAUGUCUGGACCACAUGGUACGCUGAGAUGUCGAUAGACUCAGCUGGCUCGAAUCUUCGCCUAACUAAGCUCGCUACAAAAUUUGUAGAAUGUGCUAUGGAUCGCGACCUGGCCCGAUCUCUUGUUCAAAAGUAUUUACAAACAUUUGACGUACCACCAGAGCUACCAUUUGAAGACAACGAGAAGUACAGGUUCCGCAGACUGAACAUACGAAGGAUCUUAUCAUCUUACAUCAAAGUAGAUGCCCUAGGGUUAUUCUCCAUUUUAGCAGACAGUCUAGUCACAGAGGAACUCCAAACACUUGCGCUCUUUCAGAGUAUUAUGGAACGUCCCCUUGAUGCCCAAUUUGAAAGUCUCCCCUUAUUCGAGCGUUUGAUAGACGUGCUGGAGAGAUGCGACUCUUCGGUGCAAGGGUGUGCCAUUAAUGCGCUUUGUGUCUUGGCACCGAUGGUGGUAAGGUCUUUCAGGGAACAGUUUGGCAGGCUGAGCGAGAUAUUUGUAAGGCUUGCAGAUGAGGAUGUGGAGUAUAUGCGGCUUGGAGGGCUUCUGUAUGCUGUUUCCCCACAGCAGUUGAUAGCCACCGUGAAAAGUCAGCUUGCUACCAAAUCUAAAAGCAUUUUGUGCAAGAUGCGGUUGCAUCCUGCUCUACUGGAAGGGCAGGAAGUCGAAGAAGAGGAGACUGUUAAGCUGAUGAAGUCCUACGUUUCAGAUUUUGGAAAGGCUCCAGCGAUCGAUCUUGAACAUCUGCUUGAUGAUUACAAACAUGUUUUCGCCAAGAGCGAAGAAAAAGAGGAGGUUCCUGAGCCAAUGCAGUUUUAUCAACGCGAAAUGUUGAUUUUGAGCAAUGAGCUCAGUUUCUCUGAAUAUGUACGGCACGCGCUAGCUAUGGAACGCCAGAAACCAGAUCCAAAAGAACUUAAAUUGAAAAUUGAAGUUUCUAGUCCAAUUGCAAGGAUGACGCCAUCUGCCGCUCCGAAUCAGAAAAUCGAUGAAGGAAUGAUUUUGAAAAAUAACGAGAGUUUGCGGGCCGAAGUCCAACUUUUGGCAAGCCAAGUUGGUCAUCUUCAAGAACAGAAUCAAGCACUAGAGAUGCAAGUCAUAGACAAGGAUAAAGCUCUCGGUCCUUUAAAGGAAGCAUUAAAUAAGCUCAGAAACGAAACGAUGUAUUUGAAAGAGGUCAAUACCAGCUUGGAGGAGAAAUUGGAUUCCGCAAAGUGGAGCUCAACGGACACAUUGACAGAACCAACAUCAGAUUCUCCUGACAGCUUACAGUUCCAGCAAGAAUUGAAAAGGGUAGUCAAAUAUCAUGAACAGCAGAUUGCUCAUGUACAUGAAAGCUACCAAGGUCAAAUCAGGGAACUAGAGCACGAAAUAAAUGUUCUGCGCCUUAAGAAGCGGGAGAACUCGAAUGAGAUUGUCAGACGUCAAUUAUCUCUCUUUCAAAGUAAACUAGAAGAAUACGAAAUGCUGAACAAACAACUCCGAAAACAGAUACAAGCUCAGGAAGAAAGUCUAAUUAACUUGAGGUCAACACAACCAAUUCAGAUUCCACAGACAGCGCCAGCCAGACCCCUCCUGUCUCCUAAUGGCUCUACAAACAUUAUCGACAAAAACGAAGAAAAUACGAUGCUCAACAGAGUGAGAAAACCUAAGCCGGCAGAGUUUACAGCUUCCAAUUAUACUUCUUCAGAACGUCAAAUGAAUCCAUCUGGGUUUAGCUUUAGCAUUCGGCGCCACGCCAACCCAACAAUCGAUACCUCCAGUAUAGCCGUUAAAGGUCGUGGAGGAAUCCAAAAUAAAGCAAAGCUAAAAAUGUAG
Molecule: messenger RNA, 2046 nt
Organism: Ogataea haglerorum
Lineage: Eukaryota; Fungi; Ascomycota; Pichiomycetes; Pichiales; Pichiaceae
Exons: 1
Coding region: 1-2046 (681 amino acids)
Source: RefSeq, a predicted model, not a curated record